GGACGGAAACUAAAUGAACCAACGGGCUUAAUUCCGUGUGAGGCACGUAUUUGGGCUCAGCACUUCACUACCGAGUUCUGCGUCCUCUCCAGGUGUCCGCGGUUUGCACGAGCCGGAGCCACUGUUUCUGCACUCCUGGUGUUUUCUUACAUGCCUGUUUUCCUCAAAAUGAGUGGUAGUAUCACCUUAAGAUCUUUUGGCAGAUUUUUGGUGCCAUUUACCAUUCAUAGGAAAAAAGGGGUUUUAUGUUCAACAAUUCUGCAGAGAUCUAUGUCUUCCAAAAUACCAACUGUGUCCUAUCCUAAGAAGGAGAGUACAUCACCUCCUGAACAGCUGGGAUUGGAUGGGUGGAAAAUUACAAUGAAAUCUAGCAUGCAAGAAGAAGAUGCUUCGGCAGUCUCAAGCAGCAAGGAUGAAGACCCUCUAGUUGCCAUCAGGGAGUUAAUUGAGAUGUGGAGAUUGUUUGGCAAAGAAGUACCAGAACAAAUCAGUGAAGAAGAACUCAAAACUGCUAUGGAAUGUGUUUCUAAAUCAUCAAAAAAAAAAUACUUAAAAUAUUUAUAUAUUAAGGAAAAAAUUAAAAAAGCCAAGCAAAUAAAAAAGGAAACGAAAGCAGCAUUAAAGGAAAAAGCCAAAAAAGACCAAUUACUGGAAACCACUAAGGAAGAUAAACAGCAAAACUUUCUAUUUCUACGACUUUGGGAUAGGAAUAUAGACAUUGCCAUGGGCUGGAAAGGUAUUCAGGCCAUGCAGUUUGGACAACCUUUGGUUUUUGACAUGGAUUAUGAAAGUUAUAUGAAACCAAAGGAACUUAAGAAUACUGUUUCCCAACUUUUAGAAAGUGAAGGAUGGAACAGAAGAAAUGUUGAUCCUUUCCAUAUUUAUUUCUGCAACCUUAAAGUAGAAGGCGCUUAUCAUAAAGAGUUAGUUAAACGUUAUGGAGAAAAAUGGGACAAAUUGCUAUUAACAGCAACAGAAAAGUCUCAUGUAGACUUAUUCCCAAAGGAUAGUAUUAUAUAUUUAACUGCAGAUUCUCCCAAUGUUAUGACAACUUUCAAGCAUGAUAAGAUUUAUAUAGUGGGAUCUUUUGUUGAUAAGGCUAUGCAGACAGGCACAUCCCUAGCCAAGGCAAAACGGCUGAAACUGGCAACAGAAUGCCUUCCAUUAGAUAGGUAUUUACAGUGGGACACUGGUACCAAAAAUCUCACCUUAGAUCAGAUGAUGCGUAUUUUGUUAUGUCUGAAAAACACUGGUAGUUGGGAAGAGGCUCUGAAGUUUGUUCCUAGGAGAAAACAUACUGGUUGUAUGGAGAUUUCUCAACAUUCUCAAGAGCUUGUCAACAGAUUAAAGAAGUCAAAACCUUUUAAUUCAUUUCCAAAAGGCUCUCUAAAUAUACACACACAGAAAAGGUGGCUUGAAUGAGAAUAUUUGAUAACUUAAAAAAUAAGUGGUCACAAUAUGUGUAAAUCGAACCAUGAUGCUGUAUGCCUUAAACUCUUACUGUGAUUUAUGUCAAUUAUUUCUCAAUAAAAUGGGGGGAAAGCAUAUGGAGUAGAAAUACAAUUCUAUUGGUCUAUUUCUUCCUAAAUGGAAUUCAUUUGUUCUUUUAAAGGUUGUCAUUCCAGGGGCACCUAGGUGGCUCACUUGGUU
Lynx canadensis (Canada lynx) is the source of this 1650-nucleotide messenger RNA. It is a transcript of the gene TRMT10C, whose product is annotated as tRNA methyltransferase 10C, mitochondrial RNase P subunit. The coding region runs from base 151 to 1422 and encodes 423 amino acids. Gene Ontology annotation, biological process: positive regulation of mitochondrial translation; mitochondrial tRNA 5'-end processing. Gene Ontology annotation, cellular component: nucleus; mitochondrion; nucleoplasm. Lineage: Eukaryota; Metazoa; Chordata; Mammalia; Carnivora; Felidae. The record is from RefSeq and is a predicted model, not a curated record. Gene Ontology annotation, molecular function: tRNA binding. The transcript is spliced from 2 exons.